AUGUUAUCAUACGAGGACGAUCCACAGACGCUCGCCCGCUUCUACAAACCGCCUAGAUCGGCUUUACUCGACCCAGACGUGUGCGGCCCCAGAGCAGACCCCGCUGCGUUGGCUCAAUUGCCUCGCUCGGACCAGCUCGAGCGCUUGGCACACUACCUCGAAAACACUUCUGCCUCCGACUACAGGUUCACCGACGAGGAUUUCCGUGAUCCAUUGACUGGCGCCGAUCUCGUGCGGACGCUUGUGGCCAAGGGCGCCGUGUCUUCGGCGCAGGAUCCACAGAUGAACCAAUUCUUGGUGUCCUCCCAAUCUUUCCGCCCACUGGCCUUCUUGUCGACGGCACAUCAUGAUACACCAAUCGACCAGUUGAUGGCAUCGUUGGACAUGCUUGACAAGAGCAUCCGCGGCCAGACGUCCCAGUUGAAGUCCGUCUUGGACGAGAACUUUGAGCACUUUGUUCUGUGCAAGAAGACAAUCGACGAGAUUUUGGUGGCUUUCCGCAACCUGAAGUCCCAAGCGCAGCAAGAUCGCGAAAAGUCCAAGGUGUUCAACCCAAGGAGCCGCCUGUCCUUGUCUGAUGGCCUGGGCUUGCUCUCCGAGCUUGAAAAAUCCAUCAACAACCUCAACUUGUCUUCGACAUUGAUGAUUCGGCCCAUCAUGGAUCACCGCUCGAAAGAGGCCAAAGUCAGCAAGCUCAUUGAAUUUGUGCAAAGUCAUCGCUUUCUCUUUGAUCUCCCGCAAAGUCUCAUCCAACGACUCGCAUCGCAUGACCAUGAGGCUUUCAUAGAUGACUAUAACAAGUACAUCAAAGAGAAAGAGCAAAUUGAAGAAUCCCAACGUCAAGCGCUUGCUUCGGCUGAUCCUAAAGACGCUCGCAGCAUACACCAGGAUAUUGAGCUUCAGAAAACAACUUUGGCCCGCGUUUUCCGAGAAAUAGAAAGCAUCGCUGAAGAAUAUCGCAAGAGCGCCUUUGAAGAAUUGCUCUCGCUUGAUCACGAAGUGUCGUCUCGAAAUACAUCUGACCUGGAUGUAAAAUUCAUAAAUUUGGUGGAAAAAUUGCACCGCAUGGAGAAAAAACUGCUGCUGGAUCCAAUUUACGAGUUCUUAAAUGCACAGCUCCGGAAACUAGAGACAACGUUCGUUCAACAAAGCGAGAAGUUCGAAGCCCGCUUCAUUUUGAUGCAAAAGAAACUUACCGACUAUGUCACUUCCUUGGCUGAAUACAGAGAAGAUGGAUCCUAUGUCCGGUACAUAGGAAUGAAGUUUGACACUGUUGAGGAGUAUUUUAAAGCUUCGUCCUCCCUCGAGUCUUCUCGGUUGAGCCCUGAGAACCAGCGCAUCAUUAUCGAACUGUUUGAAAGCAGCGAGAACUUGGAUCUCUCUAUCAUCAACGAGACAUGGCUCGUUAUCUCCAAUUACAUCAAGUACGUUGAGAAAUUCUUCGAGACGGCUGUGUUGAAAUUCGUGAAGAACUACACUCAUUAUGCGAAUCCUACGAAUGGGUAUAAUGUUGAUCCAGACUUCAAGAUUCGCAGAGCCUUCUUUUCAUUCAUUGACAGCUUUGUAUUCCGCUUGACAAAAAUCUUUGACGUAAAUGUGCCUGUUGACCAAAUGAAGGUUACUCCGUCAAACUAUGAAAGCUUUCUUCCAUGUCAUGCGAACUCCUUGUCUACGAUUUUUUAUCUCAGUGAUGUAUCAAUGCGCAUAAGUGCCAUAUUGACUAAUGUUGGGACUUUCACGGCCCAGAUUGGUAAUGCAACCAACAGUCUAGACACGAACAAACACAUCAAAAUGUUCCGUGACGCGUCGUCUCUCAUCGAUCAGAAAAUUAUGGAAGCUAUUUGUGCAACUUGGGUCAACGAUUGCUCGCAGUUUUACGAACUUGAAAAUUGGGAAAAGUAUGAUUGGUCGUCGGACAAAAAAGCACAAAACAACAAUGUUCAUACCAAGAUGAUGCAAAUAAUCCAAUACUAUCAAAUGUUUGUGUUGCAUGAAUUGGCCAAUUUAGUUUUCAGACGGGCAUUUACGAAGGAGGAUGAAGUGAGGGUAGUCUCUUCGUACCCAAGUAAAAGAGUUUUGGUCAGUUUAGAAAUUCAAUUCAUGAGAAGUUUGAACGUCUUAAUGGAAUCCAUUAUGAAGCGUUUCACUCUCGAAAAAUCAACCACUCGUGAAGUACUAGAAGGAGAUAUUAAACAAAGCAUCUACAAAAUUUUGACCAUGAAUAAUUUCACAGUGCUUGGUGACUCUAUCGCUCCUUUCUUGAUUCGUUUAUUUGAUCAGCUGUUCGAUAAGUCUCUCCUGACUCAAAACUUGAAGCUUUAUGCGGAUCUCGAUAAGGUGAAGAUCACGAUCUUAGACGAUAUAAACGAAAACGAAAAGGCUUGGAUUGAAUCUAGACUUGACGAACACUUUGACAAGGUGGAAAUCAUACAAUCCAAAGAUGUCAAAAUUGACUCUUUCGUCUACGAUUCUCUUAUACAUUUUGUGAAGUUGGUUCACAUAGUCAAACCGAUCACUGAUCACGCUGCAUUCGUGACGAUAGUACAGCAACUUCAAACCCAAUUUUUGCUAAAAUUUUUACUGUGCUUGCGGGUGGUUUCGGAGAAAGAAAAAGUGGUUGUUCGGAUCUUGGGAAACCUCAAGCUCGAUUUAGAUUUUUUCGUGGAAGUUUUCGAAGCGGGUGAAACUCUCAAACUUGACGAUUACUGUCUUAACCUUGUACAAAUCAUUGUGAGACAGAUUGAAAAAGUCGAAGGAAUAUUCAAAGACUUAGGUUACACUCAGGAAGAACUCAACGAGAAAUUGACCAAAGCAUUGGAUGACAGCUCCAAUGAAUUCUCAUGUUUCAGGUGA
Messenger RNA from Clavispora lusitaniae ATCC 42720, 2853 nucleotides. RefSeq names its product exocyst subunit (gene SEC5). The record is from RefSeq and is a predicted model, not a curated record. Gene Ontology annotation, biological process: exocytosis; Golgi to plasma membrane transport. NCBI's taxonomy places the organism in Eukaryota, Fungi, Ascomycota, Pichiomycetes, Serinales, Metschnikowiaceae. Gene Ontology annotation, cellular component: exocyst.